GUUGUUGCAGGAAGGCGCUGACGUGAACGCGAGGCACAAGCUGGGCUGGACUGCUCUCAUGGUGGCCGCUAUCAGCAGGAACUCCAGUGUGGUGAAGAUCCUGCUUGCAGCGAACGCAGAUCCAAACCUCGGGGAUGAUUUCAGCAGUGUGUAUGAGACUGCCAAGGAAAAAGGUCUCCAUUCUUUGGAAGUCCUUGUAACCCGGGAGGAUGACUUCAACAACCGCCUGAACGUGCGAGCUAAUUUCAAGGGCUGCACAGCUCUACACUAUGCUGUACUGGCUGAUGACUACCUGACCGUCAAGCUGCUGCUGGAUGGAGGUGCCAACCCCCUGCAGAAGAACGAAAUGGGACACACGCCCCUGGACUACGCCCGUGAUGGCGAGGUCAUGAGCCUUUUGAAAGCGUCUGAGACAAAGGUGAGCAGCGCAGGACCCUUAGUGCACCUGUGCCUCCGUGCUUUUUCAAAAAGAGAUCAGUAUAAAUUAAUGACAUG
Athene cunicularia (burrowing owl) is the source of this 495-nucleotide messenger RNA. RefSeq names its product caseinolytic peptidase B protein homolog. The record is from RefSeq and is a predicted model, not a curated record. Gene Ontology annotation, molecular function: protein binding. The annotation marks the transcript as partial. The transcript has 5 exons. Lineage: Eukaryota; Metazoa; Chordata; Aves; Strigiformes; Strigidae.